This is a messenger RNA of Vicia villosa (hairy vetch), 600 nucleotides long. RefSeq lists its product as uncharacterized. Bases 1 to 600 code for a protein of 199 amino acids. Lineage: Eukaryota; Viridiplantae; Streptophyta; Magnoliopsida; Fabales; Fabaceae. The record is from RefSeq and is a predicted model, not a curated record. The transcript has a single exon.
AUGGGUGAUGGCUAUGACAAUUAUCCUAUAAGGUAUGACCCUUUUUUUGAGAUAUAUAGUCUAAGAAAUAAUUCUUGGAAGAUACUCCACAUCGAUGAUAUGUCUUUGCGCUAUGUAGGUAACACAUUUACUGGUGACGAAUUGUACACGAAUGGUGUAUGUCAUUGGUUGGUUAAUAGUCAACCUGAUAAAAUAGUUCUCUUGUCAUUUGACCUGAGUGAUGAGAUGUUCUUUACAACACCCAUUGGUGAAAUAUCUGAUUUCAAUUAUGGACAUUUGGCAGUGUUAAAUGGAUCAAUUGCUUAUAUCAUAAAUCAUGAUAACAAUGAUAUUUUUCACAUAUCUAUUUUGGGUGAACUCGGUGUGAAAGAAUCAUGGAUCAAACUAUUUAUUUAUGGCCCCGUACCGUCCGUGGACUGGCCCCUAAUUGGAUUUGGGAAGAAGGGAUAUGUUUUCUUUAGGAAAAAAGAUGAUGAGCUAGCCUAUGUUGAUUUGAGCACUCAAAUAAUUGAGGAGCUUGGUCUUAAAGGAGAGGAUUAUUGUUGUAAGAUCGGAAUUUACAAGGAAAGUCUUCUUUCGAUUCGAGGAUCAAGUAACUAG